AUGUCGUCGGGAGAGGAGGAUGAGGACCUUCUCGGGCACCCUGGAGCCCCUCCGCUCCUUGACCCUGAACGGGAUACGUGGCCUAUCGGCCGACAGGUUCGCUUGGCCCGCUUCUGCGGGAACUGCUUGGGCGAUAACGUCUCCUGGCGGCCUGAGUCCGCUCUCCGAGUCGUAGCACUGCAAACGGCUGGAGUUGGUAGCGAUAGGUAUGGCUGGGGUCGCUUCUGGGCUGACACUUUGGCAGAGCUCGGAGCGGACGUCGGUGUCCUCUCCGAGACCCGCGCUGGCACUGAGGCGGCGCACGCCGCGGCGUGUCAAGGAAUGUUAGACGGAGGAUUCCGGGCCAUUAGCCAUAACAUCAAGUCGGGCGGAUACACCCCAGGACUGCGAGAGUCUGGAUCUGGAUCCCGCUCCGCGGGGGUUGUUUUAGCCAUUCAGGCUACUCAUCCCGCUGGAUGGCGUGCUGUGGCUCUCGGCCCUCAUGGACGGGCUAUUGCGGCUUCCGUGAAUUUGACUGCUGAUCUGGAGCUCCGCGUCCUCGCCCUGUACGGUGUGUCUGGCUCCUGCCUUCCGGGCUUUCUUCAAAGAGAAGCUGCAGUAAAACAGGAACAGGACUUGAAUGCUUUUGUAAGGGAGCAAAGUCAGCAUGCGUUACACCGGAAUGCCCUCUUCGUGGCUGCCGGAGACCUCAACUCCAUAGGGAACGAACGCCUGGAUGUCUGGCAGGGCUCUGCGCAGCCCCGGGCCGAUAGCCUGCUGGGCACUCUGCUGGCUUGCGGGCUGAGGGAUACUUUCCGUCAGCGGCACCCUCUAAUGAGAGCCUUCUCCUUUUUCUCCCAAGCCGGCGGGGCCAGUCGGCUCGAUUAUGUUCUCUGGCGUGCUCCGCUUGAUCAAGACGUCCCUCUUCUCAAUUCGGCGGUGGUUUGGGCCCACCCAAGAAGGAUCGAUCACGAUCCCAUCGUCGCUGACUUUGCUGUCCCUUUCCCGACUAUGCAGGAGGAGGUCCCGGAUGAAGCUUCGCGCAAGUGGCGCCUGCUUGUGGAUCGGCUUGGGGAUUCUACAGUGCGGGCCCGUGUGGUGACCCUGGUGCGGGAGUACCACGGCGAAAUCUCGGAGGUGCGUGAGCAGCUUGAAAAUAUUAUGCGGACCUGCGGACGACAAGCCGCGGGAGGCCCACAGCGGGACUCGGAGGCUCGCCUCGCGGAACUCCUCGGAGGAAUGCUGCCUUGGAUCCGCAGAGUUGACCCACGCACCCCGGCGCUUCGGGAGCAGGUGUCACAGUUGCACGCUCGCAUUAUGGAAAUCAUGCUGGACGCCCUUGCAGAAGUCAAGCUCCCGUCUGCGGAAUCUCGAGGGCACGGCCGGGCGAGCUCGGCUUGGGACCUAUUCAUGACCAGGCUCCGUGAGCUCUGUCAGACCAUCCGCUUUGCGCUUUGGCGGCAGCCAUGGCGGCCGCCCUCUACGGAGCUGCUAGACAGCGUCCGCCAAGCGUGGACACAGGGGAUAGCUGACACUGGCCGCUUAGUACGGCAGCGUAACGCGCAGCUACCUCUUCGCUUUGAUUGCGAGGACUGGGACGGUUUUCGCACCCGUCCGGUAGAGUGGGCAAUGGCCCGAGGCUUCCUGAAUGUGGCAACUGACUGGUCUCCGGGGAACGUUGUCACUGCCGCUAUUCUGGACCAGGCCUUGGAAUGGAAGAAGGUUGCGAAGUCCAUGCGUGCGGCGGUUUGGAGACAUCGGAGCGCUGAUCGUAGGCAGAACCGAGCAGGAGCCCUACGAGCCCAGGACCUUCGACUAUGGUGUCGAAUGCUGCGGCCUGCGCGCCGGCCACAGGCUACAUAUUCGCCGGAUCGGGUGCUGCUGGAAGACGGUACCGCUCAGAUCCCGGUGAAUGUGGAACAGGCAAAAAUAGGGGCGGCGCAAGAGUGGAAACCCUUGCACCAGGGUCCAGUACCGCGCUGGGAGCACCAGUGCCUGACUUUCUGGAGGGACGCCAUAGGCAAUCAGCGGGCCUCGCCAAAUCUCCUCUCUACUGCAGCGGCCGCCCCGGGCAGCGAUCUGCGUAGACUGGGACUUGCGUACCUACUGCCUGGGUUGGUUGAGAUCACAGACUGUGCUGGUGGUGACAUAGUGCGAGUGGAACAGGGGGCUAUCCACACGAAGUCCCUCUGUCUUCAGUGCACGGAAGGCAAAUGGACGGCGCAACGGCUGCAGCCGUGUGCUGGUCCAAAGCGUGUCCUGCUUGCCGCCAACGGCCUCCCUCCGUUUGCUUGGUCCCUGGACCGCUGGGAAUAUUCUCGCGUCGAACGAUUACCAGUGGUGCUCAUCACAGCCUGCCCUAGCGCUGCUGAGAGUAUGCAGGCUGCUGACUUGGUGCGGCCCCUGUCUUUGGAAGAGAGGCGUGAUGUACUUCGGCGCGGACGUGCCUCGCGUCCUGGCCCAUCUGGAUUCAAGAUGGCCUUUCUCCCUUUCUUCCCUGACUGGCUGCAAGAGGCGCUUUGGUUCUCCCUGGAUGUACAACGGGAGUGCGGCAUGCGUGCAGACCACUCCAGCUGGGCGCUGCAGAUCAACGUCGCUAAACCAAAAGGGGGAUGGCGCCCUCUCACCAUGUUGGAAGAGACUUUCAAGGCUGUCGAAGGGCCAGUCACGCGCAGACUCACGCAGUGGCGAAGCCGUAUGGAGCCGGGCUGCUUAUAUAGCGACUUAAACCGAGCCUAUGAGGUGGGGGUCAGCGCAGCACCGCUUGUCCUCUAUUUGGAUGCCAUGAUCGUUGAGGACGCCUUCUUUUGGAGGCGGGAUAUAUGUCGGGUGGCUGCUGACUACGAGAAAUUCUUUAAUGCGGUCACUCUGGCGGCGUCGGACGCUGUCAUGCAGGCCCGGGCAGUGCCCCCGGAGGUUCGGCGAUUGUAUACUGCAGCGUUCUCAGGUAUAAAGCUCCGUGUGCAGACAAGGUGGGGUCCCUCGCUCCCAAUAUUGGUCUCUCGGGGGCUCCCUCAAGGCUCCGUUUCAGCCCCAGAGCUUUCUAAGGCUGCACAGGAUCCGCUCUUGCGCCUCCGAGAAAGGAGUGACGCCGCUUAUACCACGUCGGCUGGACUCAAAGUCGGCGCUGCUGGAUAUGUUGACGACACAGAGCAUUAUGCAGACGGGGCUCGACAACUCCAGCUUAUGACAGCUGACCUACGUCUUGGAAGCGAGGGUACUGGCAUAGGCUUCUGCUGGCCAAAGUGCUCGGCUUUCGCGACUGACUGGCUCCCAUACAUGCGGCAUGCAGCCCCGCCACGCCGGGAAAUAAAUGAGAUGGGGGUACUGGCUGGCGGCUGGGAUAUCUGGCACGGCGGGGUAGCAGAGGCUACUAUUCCACGUGCACAUGAGGAUACGCAAGAAACGCUGUUGGGGAAGCUUGGCACCCUACAGGAUCGCCAUUCUGCAGCGGCACAGGUCACGUUGGACCGCCUGGUUUCGGCCCGGCAGCUUAUCGUGUGUCAGCGCUGCACGUGGGAUGAGGCUGCAAUGGUGUACCAGCUGAGGGUCCGCGGCUUCCUAGGGUAUGCGUGCUUGAUGGGUAUCCCGCCAGCAAUGGCACUACAUGAGGAGGAUGCCGCCUUCCAGAGACUGGUGCUGGAGCGGUUCGGCACACGCUGCACGGCCGAGCGGGUCAGUCUCCUGGCAGCGAGCAGGGAUGGUGGUGUACAGUUGCCCUCAGUUGUCGAGAGUGUAGUGGCGGCGGCGGCUCAUGAUGUGCUGAUGCUCCUCUGUGGAGAGGGCAUGGCCAGCUGCGUGGCCAGAGAUCAGCUUCGUCAGGCUAUGCAGCAAGACCCUGAGUCCGCUGAAGACGAUGAAAGACUCAUCCCUCGUGCUAUGCGGUUCCUCUCCCAGUACGGAUUUCACGUCACCACAGGCACGGACCGUACGGUGGGGCGGAUACUAGAUCAGCUGGCUGCACGGCAUAGGAUGACGCCGUGUCCCCUCGUCGGAUUGUACCGGCCUGCAUUGGCACGCGCUGCGGCUAGCUUUUGCAGAGUGGGUCACCAAGCCAAUGCUAUUCGUCGAGCUGUGGCGUCGCUGCGUAGCAGCGGUGUCCCGCCUGCAAGGUGGAGUGACCCGGCGGUGUGGACCCCCCUGUUGCAAGGGACACGUCUGGAUGCUGCCAGCUGCGCGGCUGCUGCGGAGGCUGCCCGACAGCAAGCAGAAACAGACUGGGCAGCUGAGGCAGCUCUCUUUGGCGGGCACGUUUCGGAGGAUCUUCCGGAAGAUUGGCCGGAGUCGGCGUGGAGUCAGCCGCAUCUGCCUGCACCGCGAGUUGCAGGCUUGGCGGCGAUCUUUCCACAUGGGUUCCCCCCCUCUGACUAUGCACUGUAUAGUGAUGGAGGAGACAGCGGCGGCGUUUGCACUUAUAGUGCUCAAGCACGGGCCUUUGGCCCGCUAGGAGGUUACUGGGAACGUAGCCGGCAGGUCUCGGUGCCCAUUCUUGGCCGACUCCCGGAACGUUACGGGUAUGAAGCCUCUGGGGUUCACCUGGCAGAGUUUGUGGGUAUGCUGUGCGCCCUGCGGUGGCGGCGGCCGGGAGACUGGAAUUUGCUCGUAUGUGACCGCUCUGCGCUUUUUGCAGCACUCCGCCGAAGCCACUGCCCUAGCCGGUGGGCGCACUUCCCUUUGGAAUCUGUGCUGCGAGCUGUUCUGGAUCACUUGCAGCGGUCCUGGCGAGGCGGUCGCUUUACGCCUUCCUGGAGAUUGGACGUGGAAACUCAUCCGGAGAAGUGGAACGUGCGACGGGAGCAUCAGGGCCACACGCGAACAAUGGUGCAAGUUGCCUUUGAUGAGCAUGGCCUGGUAGGCGUGGAUGUAAAAAGCCACCAGCAAGGCGACCCAUGCCCGUAUCCUGUCAUCAUCGAGGGAAAUGAGCAGCAGGAUGAGGGCUGCAGACAGGCAAGGCUCAGACCACAACCUCCUGACAUUUUUCUCCCCGCGGGCAGCCUAUUCGCUUUUCUCGUGUGGGAAGGGCGCAUGAUUACGACUACUACACGAGAGGCUGUGAGGCGGCAGUUGAGGUUGCAGGCCUGUCAGCAGUGGAAGCUGCGCCGAGUGCAGGGCAAGAUUGCCAGACUUGGGCCGGAGCUCUAUCGAGCCUCUAUGCACCCGCGGCACUAUACACAAAUUACCAUUCCCAUAGAAUGGAGGACGCUGGCGCUUCCACAAGAUGGGGAUGUUGUCGACAUUUCCGGAUUCCAAUUCCGGUGCCUGAGAGCUAUUGGAGGCGGCUGGUCCGAGCUCCUUCAUGCCCAUGCAGAAUCUCGCCAAUGCGCUGAGGAUGAAGCGCGCCGACAAGGAAGGCCAGUCCGGGUUUGCCCUCUCUGUCUCACGGCUGCUGGGACCCCCCGACAUGUGGUCAUGAACUGUCCUGCUAUGCGGCCAUUGGUGGACCACGUGCGCGACUUGGUCGAGGAGGAGCUGCUGGCGUUGGGUAAGGGCGGGCCGACCCGUCAUCGCGCCUCUCCCGGCAGACGAGACACGGUGGCCGCUGCUCUCUGCCUGGCGGAUAACGUCAGCAGCGCUGCUGGCGUUGAACAAGAACGACCAGAGGAGCUGGCGUACCGAGGGGUCAUCCCGCUCCGGCUGGGUCAGUGCUUGAGCAGCAGUGUCGCUGAGGAGGCGGCUGGUGCGGAGGGGUUUGCUGAGCUCAGACACAUGGAGUUGGCGGAGACAGAGGCACGCGAGCGCCUUUCUGCGGACCUCCAAAUGGGAAGCGCCGUUAGAAUCACCAGCCUUCUCCUCCUUGGCUUGCGCUGCAUACGUGCGCAAUACCUGCAAAGGGUGCAGGCCUAUCUGGCCCUGGUGCGAAGUGCCCAGGCUCCACAGGAGGAGGUCCCUCCUCCUGAUGCUCCAGCUAUGGGGGCCGCUGCGGGACUGCGGCGCUUGCAGCAGUGGAUGGAUGGAGCGGGCGCCCGCAUCAUCCAGCAGCUCCGUUGGCAGCUGCUCCCUGAAGAAGCUGCCACCGCUCGAAUCCGACAGGAAGGUGCACGGGAUGCUCUCACUAGAGGUCUCUCGGCUGCCGUUGUCCGAACUGCCCUUCAAGCGGCUGGAGUACCUUUUUUGGUGGCGGGUAGCCCUGCGUGGGGUCCUGAGAUGCCGCUUUGGUCAGCAGUCGUCCAGCUGUUCCAGCUUCCUCCGUGCGACUGCCCGCACAACGCCGAAGCGGCGUGGCCGGAUAUUUGCUGGCACUGCGGGCGAGUGAGAUUCUCUCCCCGCCGGCCGCAGGUGCACCCCUGUCCGUGGUGCCGAAGGUGCACAGACGAAGAUGAUGCCUGUAUGGUGUGCGGCACGGCCCUUCAUCGGCGUGGAGCCUGCCCGACAUGGAACUGUGGCAUCCACCCCAGCUACCUGCCCGCCGCCAUGACUAGGGGUCCCAUGUGUCCGGACUGUCUCUGGUCCUUCGUAUCAUCUGUGAGUGCUUGCCCCAGACUUCCCAGACAGGAUCUCCCUCCUGGGCCUCUCCACGACCACUUGCAGGGCCUCGCUGCCGAAGUAAGGCCAGGUGCUGGCUGGCGUGCGCCUACUGACACUGCGGCUAUCAGUGUUAGGCGAGUGCGCCGCUGGGUGCUGCGUCGUUUGGGACAUGGUCCCACGACUAUCGAUCUCCUCCGAUCUGCCCUGGUGCAACACCUUCAGCAGGCAGGCCGUCCAAAUCUUCGGGAGGAUGAUGUCAGUGAGGUGCUGGAUAGGGCGGUGGUGCUGCUAGACACUGAGGGGCAUUUGAAUUACCGCGACCCGCAGUUGCUUCUGCGGCCAUAG
Messenger RNA from Symbiodinium natans, 6789 nucleotides. The record is from the annotation of a GenBank genome assembly. Lineage: Eukaryota; Dinophyceae; Suessiales; Symbiodiniaceae.